Molecule: messenger RNA, 1781 nt
Organism: Lolium rigidum
Lineage: Eukaryota; Viridiplantae; Streptophyta; Magnoliopsida; Poales; Poaceae
Exons: 8
Coding region: 90-1781 (563 amino acids)
Source: RefSeq, a predicted model, not a curated record
UGGUAGAUACCCGCCCCUUGGCCUAUUGUUGGAUUGGAUCAACCACCUCCAUCUUGGGAACUUGUGAGAACUCCUGAUUUUGUGCUGCAAUGAAUACACAAAGGCUAGAGCUUAUUAGGAAGAGGAGAGAGGAAGACGACGAGGAGUUCAUGUUCUUACUUUUACCAAUAUUGCACUAUCACAAAAGGAGUAGAAGAGGGCAAGUAGAGAGAACACAGCGGCAUAGCUCCGUCUUGUAUGGCAUGCAACGUGUUCAAGGAAUCCUUGACGGACAUGUUAAGAAUUGCCGGGUAGCCUAUAGGAUGGAGCCACACAUUUUCGGAUCCUUAGCAUCCUAUCUUAGAAGAGAAAAAUUAUUGAAGGACAAAAGGAUUAAGGUUGAAGAAAAACUUGCUAUUUUCCUCUACAUGUUGUCACACAAUGCCUCUUUCGAAGACCUACAAUUGGAGUUCCAACACAGCAACCGUACCUUCCACAAGUGCAUAAGAGAGUUCUUCAACAUCAUCCCUGUCCUAAGUAGGCGAUUUCUGAAGCCUCCCAUUAUUGACCAUCCGCAUCCAAGAAUAGCCAAUGAUGACCGUUUCUUCCCCUACUUCGAGAAUUGCAUAGGGGCAAUUGAUGGAACACACGUGCCUAUUUCCAUAUCACCGCACCUUGCUGCACCAUUCAGAAAUAGAAAGGGAACCCUCAGCCACAACGUAAUGAUAGUUAGUGACUUCGACCUUAACGUCACAUACAUCUCUUGUGGUUGGGAGGGUUCGGCCACAGAUGCUCGAGUCCUUCGCUCUGCAAAGGCCACUGGUUUUACAGUACCUCCUGGAAAGUUUUACUUAGUUGAUGGAGGAUACGCAAACACGGAGAAAUUCCUCGCCCCAUACCGUGGCGUGCGGUAUCACUUGAAGGAAUGGGGCCAUGGACACCAUCGCCCACAAAACUACCAAGAGUUAUUUAAUCACCGUCACGCUCUGAUGCGAAACAGUGUGGAAAGGAACAUAGGAAUACUAAAGAAGAGGUUUCCUAUCCUACAUGUUGCCACGUUUCACAAACUGAACAACCAAGUGAAGAUCCCUGCGGCUACCGCAAUCUUCCACAACAUAAUCGAAGUCAACAUGUCUAACGGUAUUAUUCUUAUGACAACAGAUAUGAAGCCGACUUUGCAUCCAGUGGGCACACCCAAGUUCAACUUGAAAAAAGCUGCUCUUGGUGUGAGAAAAACUCCACCGACCAAUAAAAAAGAAAUCUCCAAAAGAGCACAAAAUGGAUGGAGUGGGGACACCUGGAACCGAAUGACGCAAAUAUUCCAGGAACGUAAUCAGCAUGUGAACUUCGUCAAAUCCCAGCUACAAGAUAAAGAAAAAGAACUCAAGAGAGAAUACAAGAUGCUCAAGGAAGCUCGGAUGCAAAGUGGCGCUGGUUGGGAUGAGAAUACCUGCAUGAUAGUUGCUGAGAAGGCUUUGUGGGAUAACCUAGAAAUCUCCUUCCCAAGAAUUGGGAAAUUCAAGAGAAAUGGCUUUCCUAUGUAUGAUUCUCUUGGAGAUCUAUAUGAUGGCCAAAUAGCCGAGGGGAAUCACAAUUUCACUUCAAGCUCUAAGGCAUCUCAACUUGAUGAAGAGUUAGAAGAUGAGAGAGUGCAAGAAGCUGGGUCCGAAUUUGAUGAGGACUUGCAAAUUCCGGAUGAAGACCCUACCGAAAAGAAAGAUGAGGGCACGGGAAGUUCGACUAGCCGAGAAUGGAGAAGAAGGCAACUGGUGUACCAAAGAAAAUUCCUCCAAAGGAAUUAA